ACUUCCGCUGCGUUUGACGCUCAGCGGCCAUACUUGUACUUCCGUUCUUCAAGGGUAUCAGAAGACACCAGUCUAAGAAAUCAAACAUGUACAGGUUUGCGAAAGCUGCUGUCAACAUCACCGGUCAGGCGGCAAGGCAAGUUAGGUAUGGCUCCACCGCCCCCCAGAACUUCCACGCCAAGUAUGGCACCGGAGUGUUGCUUGGUGGGAUGGUGUUCUGCACAGCUGUGUGGUCAUAUGUGCUGACUCAGACUGGCAUCACCUGGAAUCUGUCACCGGUUGGCAAGGUCAUGCCCAAAGAGUGGCGGGAGGCUGAGGAGUAAAACAAGAAAAGAAAAACUGCCAUUCUUGACCCAGUUUCCAUCUAAAACAAAAACCUGACUGUACAGAUGAACAAUGAAUAUCUGCUUGUGUGAAUCCCAACAUUGUGUUGUCCAAAUAAAUUAAAAUAUGAUUCUCCA
Messenger RNA from Doryrhamphus excisus (bluestripe pipefish), 461 nucleotides. RefSeq names its product cytochrome c oxidase subunit 7B (gene cox7b). Gene Ontology annotation, biological process: mitochondrial electron transport, cytochrome c to oxygen. The record is from RefSeq and is a predicted model, not a curated record. NCBI's taxonomy places the organism in Eukaryota, Metazoa, Chordata, Actinopteri, Syngnathiformes, Syngnathidae.